This is a messenger RNA of Ixodes scapularis (black-legged tick), 1276 nucleotides long. RefSeq lists its product as uncharacterized. The record is from RefSeq and is a predicted model, not a curated record. NCBI's taxonomy places the organism in Eukaryota, Metazoa, Arthropoda, Arachnida, Ixodida, Ixodidae. Bases 32 to 1276 code for a protein of 414 amino acids. The transcript has a single exon. Gene Ontology annotation, molecular function: nucleic acid binding; zinc ion binding.
GAAGACGCCGUUUCGAACGGCCACGUUUUCCAUGUUCUCCGGGGAAAAUUUAUCGGCCGCUGGCCGAGGAAACGUUAUGACGUCUGAUAACGUUACAGAAGACUACCGGAUAAUCCUGCCACGUCUGACAUCAGGUAACCUGAGCCUGAAUUCCGUUUUCUUGCAUGGGGACCUCUCGGCGCGCCCGUAUCGAGCUCCUGAUUUUCGAGACGCCCUACGUGGCAUCGUCGAAUUGAAGGACGUUGUGAGCCUCGGACAGUUCCAGAUGUCUCACGUCUGGAUGCUGACGUGUGUCAACGCUGUUACCAAGGCAAAGCUCGUCGCUCAACGAGAGCUCUGCGUGAAAGGCCGAAAGUGCCUCAUCAUUGACCCGGACAAGCAAGAAGUAAACCUAAAGCUUCUUUGGCUUCCACAGCAUCUAGAGGAUCGACGAGUUAUCGAAGCUCUCGCCCCGUUUGGCAAAGUGCGAUCGAUCAAGAGAGAAAAAUGGAGGUGCAGCGAGCUUGAGCACAUGGAGACUCUAAAUCGAGAGGUAGUACUGGUAUUAGGGGAUGGUGUCAAUGCCAGUCAGAUACCACAUCUCCUUCAAGUCUACGGAUGCCAGAGCCUCGUCCUUAUUCCUGGCCGACCUCCGCUGUGCUUGCGCUGCAACAAAGUGGGACAUAUUCGACGCUACUGUAGAACACCGAGGUGCUCCAACUGCCGGCGGUAUGGUCACCAAACUGAGGAGUGUGUCAACGGCGCCACCUAUGCGGACAUGUUACGACAACGUCAAACACACGAAGAUGACACAGCGGCGGAGCUCCUAAUGGACGUCAGUGAGGUAGCUGACGUCACCGGGGAAUUGCCACCCGUUGAAUCGGCCCAUCCUUCAGGAGACGCACGGCCCGGGGACAGUACAGACACCCAGCCAUCACAAAACAUCGACAAGAAUGAAGUAUUUCCAGUGUUGGAACCUGCAGCAUCCCCAAACACCAGCACCACACAGAAUGCGCACGUGGAACCUGAUGCGACUCCCGUACCGACUGUCUCCAAGGCUCCGACUACACCUCAGCACGCAGUUAGCGAGGACGGCCCUUCCUCGAGCAGCAGCCAACCACUCAAGCGACCGGCACCGGUUGACACAGAGGCACCUUCGUGUUCAAGCGGGUCGUCAACACUACUCAACCGUGUUGGCGACGGAGACGUCGCCAAAAAGAAGGCAUCGGGGUCCCGUGCCAAGCCGAAUGCGAAGCCAGGAGCUACCUCAAGUGUGACGAGUGUCGUUCAACGCUGA